Molecule: messenger RNA, 1059 nt
Organism: Cladophialophora psammophila CBS 110553
Lineage: Eukaryota; Fungi; Ascomycota; Eurotiomycetes; Chaetothyriales; Herpotrichiellaceae
Exons: 2
Coding region: 1-1059 (352 amino acids)
Source: RefSeq, a predicted model, not a curated record
AUGGCUCACCUCACUGCUUCUAGAAACAAGAGUAUGGAGGUGGCAUCGAAGUACUAUGGCUCCUCCAUAAUGCAACUUCGAGAGAUUUUAAUAAACUCAGAGCUUUGCACCAACACCUUGACGGUGGUAUUGACCCUAAUGAUGGCCGAGGUCUACAGCGGCCAAUCUAGGAGCUGGAGACAUCACCUCCAAGGGGCAUGGGAUCUUUUCCGGAAUUUCCGAGCUCAAAGCCCGUGGAAAGAUUCUGAACUCACUUGUGCAUCGCUGCAAAGCCUCUUCAUUAUCAGUCUCGUGGGAGAUACGAGCCGACUCGACAACGGCCUCGUGGCUGACCAAGGAGAACUUGCUCAGAGCGAAUCUGGUUAUACAACAUCUCUACCUCACGAUAGCGGAAUAAUAGAAGCAGGCACCGCGUCAUCAGCCACAUUGCAAGACCAAGAGUCAAUCUUCAUGAUCAAAUCCACUCUUGAUUUCGGGUUCACGAUUGGUGCAACACAGGAGAUCUUGGACUGCAUAUCCUGCAUUAAUGACAUGAACCGGGUCAAUAAAUGGUCCGGACCAAAUGACAACAAUUAUCGAACUCUACUUGGCAGAUUAGAUGCCUGUCGGGCAAGCCUGGCGGACAAGUCAUCAAGAGUUUGUGGUGUCUUGAACAACGCUGCCUACUAUCAACUUGGAGCCUUUGUCGCUGCCACUUAUAUUUACUUCUACAGGAGCUUCUUCGACUUGUCUCCAAUGGAGCUGCACACUUAUAUUGUCGAGACUUUUGAUUAUGUCAAUUGCUUUGUUUCUGGAAAUUACGGCAACUUCUCUCUUUGGCCCGCCUUCAUCGCUGCUGUCGAAGCAUACUCGGACGAAACCAUGUCCAUGGUGGGAGAGUGGCUAGAUACUGCCAUGAGCUUUGGCCUUGGCAGUCGAGUCCUGGUGAGAAAGGUUAUUGAAGAGACCUGGCGCAGAAGAGACAUCAUUUCGCGAGAAAUAGGCCUUGACAAGGGCCUCGUCGCGGUAGAUUGGAGACGAGUCAUAAAGGACUGGGACGUAGACGUCUUAUUGGUCUAA